UCUCAAUCCGAUUGCCUCUUGAUUUGGGAAUUUACUCAAAAUAAUAACCAAGGCCGAACCCUAAACGUUGACUUUUUUGCCUAAUUUCCACCUGUAGUUCAUGCUCAUAGAAUGGAUCUGAAUUUUCUGUCGCAAUAUAAUAUCUAGCUUCUCGUGGAAACUCUUAAUUUGAUUUAGAAGUUGGUAUCGAGAAUUUGCUGUGAUGGGUGGUCAAAGGUAUGGUAAGCGUCCCCACUCUCAAUCUAACCAUGAUAAUGGGCCAAAUAAAAGGAGGAAUCAAGGUGAUGAGAAAGAGCAGUUUGUGAUUGAUCCGGAGGAUACUGUGUUUCGUUAUGUUUGCCCCGGUCGAAAGAUUGGCAGUGUUAUUGGCAGGGGAGGUGAGAUUGUUAAGCAACUGAGGGUGGAGACUAAGUCCAAGGUUAGAAUUGGUGAGACUGUGCCAGGGUGUGAAGAGCGCGUGGUUACUAUUUAUAGUUCCAGUGAUGAGACUAAUGCUGUUGAGGGUGGCGACAAUUAUGUGUCGCCGGCUCAGGAUGCUCUGUUUAAGGUGCAUGACAGGUUGGUUGCUGAUGACUUGCACGGAGAUCAGGAUGAUGAUGGGGGUCACCAAGUAACUGCUAAACUGCUGGUGCCGUCUGAUCAGAUAGGUUGUGUUAUUGGAAAAGGUGGGCAGAUAGUUCAGAACAUACGUAGUGAAACAGGAGCUCAGAUUCGAAUACUUAAGGAUGAGCAUUUACCUUUGUGUGCCUUGAGCUCUGAUGAGCUUGUGCAGAUUACUGGGAAUGCUGCCGUUGUGAAAAGGGCUCUGUACCAAAUUGCAUCUCGACUUCAUGAUAACCCUUCACGAACUCAACAUCUUCUUACUUCUGUUGUUCCUGGUGUAUAUCCUGCUGGUGGUUCACUCAUUGGUCCAACUGGAGGAGCUCCACUUGUGGGGAUAGCUCCUCAUGUUGGUGCUUAUGGGGGAUAUAAAGGUAACACUGGUGACUGGCCGCCACGGUCCAUGUACUCAACUCCAAGGGAUGAGGCAUCUUCAAAGGAAUUUUCAGUUCGUUUGGUUUGCCCAGCAGGAAACAUUGGAGGUGUGAUAGGAAAAGGUGGUAUGAUAAUAAAUCAAAUUAGGCAGGAUUCUGGUGCAGCCAUCAAAGUUGAUAGUUCAACAACAGAAGGAGAUGAAUGCUUAAUAACCAUUUCAACAAAAGAGUUCUUUGAAGAGACUUUCUCUCCAACAAUAGAAGCUGCUGUGCGUCUGCAACCUCGAUGCAGUGAGAAGGUUGAAAGAGAUUCAGGAAUAAUCUCUUUCACUACCCGUCUGCUGGUAUCAACCUCACGAAUUGGUUGUCUUAUUGGUAAAGGGGGAUCUAUCAUAACUGAGAUGAGGAGACUUACAAAAGCUAACAUUCGCAUUAUUUCGAAGGAAAAUCUUCCAAAGAUUGCUUCUGAAGAUGAUGAAAUGGUGCAGAUUUCAGGAGACCUUGAUGUUGCCAAAGAUGCUCUAGUGCAUGUACUUACACGGUUGAGAGCAAACCUUUUUGAUAGGGAGGGUGCUCUCUCUGCAUUCCUUCCAGUUCUGCCAUAUCUCCCUGUUUCAGCAGAUGGAUCAGAUGGCCUAAACUAUGAUGGUAGAGAUGGUAAAAAACAUGGACGUGGACAUUCAUAUUCAAGUGGAUAUGGAGGCUCAAGUGAUUUAGCAGCUGGUGACAUUUAUGGAAGCUAUGGUGGUUCACAGCUUGGAAGCGGUGGUGCUUAUGGAGCUUAUGGAAGUUAUUCUUUGGGACGGCCUAGUACGGCUGGGUUGUCAAGUCAGGGUGGUGUUUCUAGGAGGAGAAACCAUGCUUAUUAAACUCAAUGGGUCUUGGCAGCUGAGAUCUAUGAAGCCCGCAGCCUGCCUACUGCCUAAACCUGAAGACCUGAUGAACCAGGGUUUGACAAACAUAUGGCCCACCCUGACGCAUCUACCUAGAGGACCAAACUUGGAGACUAUUGAUAUUGGCCAUGUCCAUUUUACCUUAAUUCCCAAGCUUGAUUACUUGUGCUCCCAAGAACCUAUAAAACUGGCUUGCCUUUGCUUCUGUUUUUAUUAUUCUGGUUCAUUUAUCUUUAGAACUGAAAAACACCAUGUAGAAUUGAUCAUCCAGCACUUGUAUACUAUUUAUUUUGGGUUUAAUUUUCUCAUAGUUCACUGUCACAUGCAGUAUGAGCUUUUGUGGUUA
Messenger RNA from Cajanus cajan (pigeon pea), 2213 nucleotides. Its product is annotated as RNA-binding KH domain-containing protein. NCBI's taxonomy places the organism in Eukaryota, Viridiplantae, Streptophyta, Magnoliopsida, Fabales, Fabaceae. The record is from RefSeq and is a predicted model, not a curated record. Gene Ontology annotation, molecular function: RNA binding.